ACAACGAAUGCCACGUACUGGUUGGCGUUGACAGUCUUUGAGGACACUUCCUGAUGCUGGGAACCGGGUCUAGCUAGGCUAGCUAACAUAUCUGAUUUUCACGGUUUGGGGAAACCUGUGAAACGCAGCGUGGUCAAGUCGUCUGAUUCAGUGGUGGGAGCAGAAGAGGUCAGACAGCACCAUGAACGGCCAGCUGGACCUGAGCGGGAAGCUGAUCAUCAAAGCCCAGUUGGGCGACGACAUCAGACGCAUCCCGAUCCACAACGAAGACAUCACUUAUGACGAGCUCGUGCUGAUGAUGCAGCGCGUCUUCAGGGGGAAGCUGCAGAGUAACGACGAGGUUACCAUCAAAUACAAGGACGAAGAUGAUGACCUCAUUACCAUCUUUGACAGCUCUGACCUCUCCUUCGCCAUUCAGUGCAGUAGAAUACUCAAGCUGACUUUGUUUGUGAACGGGCAGCCGCGACCUCUGGAGUCCAGUCAGGUGAAGUACCUGCGCAGGGAGCUCAUUGAGCUCAGGAAUAAAGUCAACAACCUCCUGGAUAGCCUGGAGCCCCCCACAGAGCCUGGUCUGGCUGCUACAGCACCGGACAGCGACUCAGUGGAUGGACGUGAAGGCAGAGUGGUGUUAGCGGACCACGCGCUGAAACAGGCCCCGCCUCCAGUCAGCGCGGCCAGCAUGUCGGCGUUCGACCCGUUAAAAAACCAGGACGAGGUCAGCAAGAACGUCAUCUCCGCUUUCGGCCUGAGCGAGGACCAGGCCCCAGCUCCUCCAGCGGUUGCACUAGAGGAGCGCUCGGGAACCCCUGACAGCAUUGCCUCCUCCUCGUCUGCAGCCCCUCAGCCAGUGGUGCCCCCCCAACCACAGGCUCCCUAUGCUGGAGUGCAGCAGGGACCCCCAGCUGCCAUGGAUGGUCAAGUGUAUCAGCAGUACCAGGCUCCAGGUGGAUACCCGCCUCAGCAACCAGGUGCCCCACCUCCGCAGCAGUACGGCAUGCAGUACUCUGGAUACAGCACUCAGCCCGGAGGCCCCCAGCCUGGCCCCCCGCAGCCGCAGCAGUUUCAGAGCUACGCUCCUCCCUCCUCCCAGGCUCCAGCCCCCGCUGCAGCUGCAGCUCCAGCUCCGGGCUUCCAGGGCGGCCAGCAGCAGCAGCCCCAGCAGCCCCAGCAGCCCCAGCAGCCCCAUCCAACUCAGGGAGCCCAGCAGUAUCCACCAGGAGCCUUCCCUCCCCAAAACUAUACCUCUCAGGCCACCCAGCCUGCCAACUACAGCCUCCCGCCAAGCUCCCAGCCCGGCUCCGGGUACCAACCCCGCCCAGUAUACACCCCGCCCCCAGGCAACACUGUCACCCCUCCACCGGGAGCCGCUAACCCGUACGCCCGCAACCGCCCCCCUUACGGCCAGGGCUACGCCCAGCCCGGCCCCGGGUACCGGUAAAAGAGGAUAACGGAUGUUACUGAUCCACACGGGGUACCCCCCCCCCCCCCCCCUAACCCUCCCCCUAUGUGUGGCUCUAACUGUUUUGAGUGGGUGCAGGAAACACAGGUUUACAGCUCUGCAUUCCCACACUGUCCCAUACAAAUAAGUCCAAAUAUGAAACGAGCACCCCACCCCCCCCCCACCCCCCACCCCCCCAGUCUGAUGGUUAGUUUGUAUGCUGUCUCUCCAGCACACCACUCUGCCCUGAGGCCCUGGUGUAUGCUCCUUGUGUUAUUCCCCCCCCCCCCCCCCCCCACUGUCUGCUCUUCCCUGUCGUGUCUGUAAACAUGUACUCCGUCUGUACGCACACACCUCGGAGACCAAAACAGACCGUUGGUUCUUUUCAUGGUAGCUCUUCGUAAAGCGAGUGAGAUCCACAUCCUGCAUUAGCGUCGUCGUCGGCGACGACCGCGUCGAGAUGCAUUCACAAGACACUAUCUAAAAGAAAAUUCACCCCCUUCUGUCGUUUCUUUUUUUUUUUUUUGGUUUUCGUCGAGUUUUGAUUUUUUUAAUUUUUAAUUUUCUUGAUCAAUUUCACCACCAUGUCGGUAUUAAUGAUGUGUCAAUGAAACUGCCCCAUGUUGGGAAAACUAGUUAAGUGAUGGCUCGUGGGAGGUGUAGUAUCCCAGGUGUCAUGAAGAAGGCUUCUUUUUGUUUUCGCUACUUGUGAUCAUCUCCAGCUUGCUGUUCCUCUUUAUCCUAUCACUGGUUUUUACUAAUAAAUCAAAUUCCACCCUCGAGUGAGAUUUAGUUGUUUAUGUAUAAACUGUAACAUUUUUUUUCUUGAACCUAAUAAAUGAUUGAGACCCA
Messenger RNA from Cyclopterus lumpus (lumpfish), 2290 nucleotides. RefSeq names its product trafficking from ER to golgi regulator (gene tfg). Gene Ontology annotation, cellular component: endoplasmic reticulum exit site. Bases 182 to 1438 code for a protein of 418 amino acids. Gene Ontology annotation, biological process: COPII vesicle coat assembly; endoplasmic reticulum to Golgi vesicle-mediated transport. NCBI's taxonomy places the organism in Eukaryota, Metazoa, Chordata, Actinopteri, Perciformes, Cyclopteridae. Gene Ontology annotation, molecular function: identical protein binding. The transcript has 8 exons. The record is from RefSeq and is a predicted model, not a curated record.